Molecule: messenger RNA, 7785 nt
Organism: Mytilus trossulus (common blue mussel)
Lineage: Eukaryota; Metazoa; Mollusca; Bivalvia; Mytilida; Mytilidae
Exons: 5
Coding region: 308-1300 (330 amino acids)
Source: RefSeq, a predicted model, not a curated record
CCGUAAAACCGGAAAGUCUCCCGUCAAAUGAUUUGGAUACUAGUCAUAUUUACACAGAAACUGAAGUAGGAGAAAUUUUAAUUUUCAGAUUUAAACGCAGAAAUAUUGUCUUCAAACACAUCAAUAUACAUUUGUACCUGACAUGCCCGAGUACAAAACACUUGAAUGAAAUAUUUAACAGAUUUCUAUAUACUCAAGGCCUGACAGAUACACAGAUUAAACACUAGAUGACCUAAAGUUAAGUUCUACAACACAACAGUUGACCUAAAGGCUGAGUCAUUUACAGUUCAGGAUUUUACCCAGAAUAAUGAGAGUAUCAACCCCAUGGUUUGUAGCAGGAGCUGGAGGCUUAUUUUUUCUACUUCUCAUGAUGUUUUAUGCCAGAAAUUCUAGUUUAGAUCAAUAUCCAACAUCAAAUCUAGAUAUUUCUUCGCCUGAGAUCAGAGGGGCUUUCAAUGAAGACAGAAAACAAGUCGUUUUCAUGCAACAAUUUCAACCACAACAAAUAAAUCAAAACAGGAUAGCACAAUUUGAUUAUAAAAAGGCGAUGAAGGAACUGAUAGAUAGGAAUACAGCUGCUGAUGAUAAGGCAUUGGUGACAAUGAUAAGGAAUUAUUAUAUAGAACAACCCUCUACAGAACCAUACCACUUAGAUUUCCCAGAUAGACUGGAGUACUCAAAUGGACAGACACCAUUCAUAGAUAGUAGGCUCAAUUAUAUAGAAGGAGGUUUUUAUGUAGAAUGUGGUGGUCUGAAUGGAGAGAAAGGAUCCAACACAUUUUUCUUUGAGAAAGUCAGGAAAUGGAAUGGUUUACUGAUUGAGGCAGAUCCUACUAAUUAUGCAGCAUUAAAAUCAAAACAUAGAAAAGCCUUCUCAGUGAAUGCUUGCCUGAGUCCUAGAAGUACUCCAGCAAAGCUGACAUUUAACAAAGCAUUUAACAGAGGAAGAAUAGUGCACGAUAAGGAUGCACAAGAUUGGAUUAGAAAGCAGCACAUAGCUUCAGAUCCAGUAGAAAUAGAAUGUUUUCCAUUUUACUCCUUCAUGCUAGCACUGAAUAGAACAACUAUAGACUUCUUCAGUUUAGAUGUAGAGGGAGAUGAACUUAAUGUAUUAAAAACUAUUCCUUUCGAUAAAUUAGAUAUAAAAAUGUUGGCAGUGGAGUAUGUUCAUGAAACUGGGGGCCAUAACCAGUUACAGAGAUACAUGGAAAGUAAAGGCUACGACACAUUGUUAAAAAUGCAGAGAGAUGAUGGCGGUGUUAACGAUUUAAUAUUCAGAAAAAAGGGCUUAAAGCAUUAAUGUAUAGAUUGUGAAAAGCUAAUAUGAUAUUUGUGAAGAAAAGAAUGUCAAUCAGGAUAUAUUUUGUUAGAUGAGUAAGACUUUUUAUUGAAAGGAAGAAAAGGUUAUAACAUAAUGGUUGAGAUUUUAAGACCAGAAUAAGUCUAUUCAUUAUGAUCACAUUGUCAAAUAUAAGAUAUGUCAUAUUUUCUUAAUAUUUUUUAUAUAAUUAGAUAAUCUGGCCAAAAGUUAUGGGUUAUAAUUAUAUGAGAUUAAUAUUUUUUAGAUAAUCUGGCCAAAAGUUAUGGGUUAUAAUUAUAUGAGAUAUUUCCAUCACUUUGCAUUUCAUUUCAUAAAGUUUGUUUUGAGAUCUCCCCCAAAGCUGCUGAACCAGUCACAUUCAAUUCUGACAUGAUCAAUUGUUUGGGUAUCUUGAUCAUUGAAAAUUAUAGAUUGUUUCAUUAAUCAACAUGGGUACUGUGAAUAGAAAUUGAACAUAAGAAAAAAAUCUGAAAAAAAUCGGUCAGGAUUUCAUCUUCAAUUUUUCAAAAAAUCAUUAGAUGACUCCUUAUAGGAGUUUGUGUAUGACUAUUUUAUUUACCAAAAACAGCAUUUUGACCUCUUAUCCAGUGCAAUAAAAAUUUACUGUAUAUUUGUGAUAUGUCUACCAUUUCUCUUAAAUAAUUGUUAUAGACCAACAGAAACUGUUUACAUCAGUUCAAGAUGAUCAAAAAUCCCAAAAAGUAAAUACUGAUAACUUGUUGAAGAAAUUAUUGCCUCUUAUAACCAGUUGCUUUCAAACUGUCAUUGAUAAUAAGAAACUUAUACAUGUAUCAACAAAAAAUAUCAGUAAUGCAAGAUUUAAAAAAAUACAUAAACAUAAAUAUAUUCUUUGAAUCAGUUAUUGCCUUUAUUUGCAUUUAUUGAACCACUCUUUUAACUUUACAUGAAUUAUCUGAGUGUUAUAAUUUAUUAUUAAGUGAAUUAUAGUAGAUCUCUCAACCAACAUGGCCACAAUGACUAAAAAUAGAACACAGAGGCAAGGUCCAAUGUCACGUAAAAUGUAGAUGAUAUAAGAAUCUUGAAAGAACAUAAAAAGCCGACAGAGUGAACAUCUGUUAUUCUAUAAAAUUGUCAGAUGAUUCCUAUUUAUUGCACUAAAAUGUUGAUUUGUAUGAACUUUUUUAAACACUUUUGGGGAUAUUUUUCUGAAAACAAUAAUGGAAAGAAAAAAUAAGAGACAAAAAUUAAAAAAGCUGCAAUAUUGAUCAACAAGAAAAUUAGGAUAUUUAAAGCAUUUUCUGGGUUACUAACAUGGUGAGUUUUGAUAGACUACAUGUACUUAUUUCAAAUAAUAUUAUUUGAAAUAAGGGGGAACAUAGCAGGUGUUUACUAAUAUUAUUUUUAUCCUGAUUUUACUAGAGAUAUCAGUAUGGUAUGUUACUGACAAAUAGGCAAUUCAAACAUCCAGUAGGAUUUUUUUAUUUAUAUGAAUUAUGUUGGUUUAUUAUUGUGAUUUAAUAAGAGUGUCAUUGUGUAAUUAAUAUUGUGAGAUGCCAAAUACUCAACAAACAUACUCUUGUGUUUUAAAUGAAUUCUGAGUGCUAAAAUAUUUUUCUUUGAUUUUAAAACUAGUCAGGUUGCUAAAGCUAUGCAUUUUAUUUUCAUUAUUUGUCUAUUAUACAAAUUAUAUAAGCUAAUAGGGAAAAUCAGCAUUAUAGUUAAUUCAUUUAAAUCUAAUAGAAGGACACAGACUAUUACCACACCCCUAAAUAUUUUUAGGUUCAGUUAAUUUUCCUUGUGUUUUGUCUUCUCAUUUUGAAAUUUUUUCAUUUAAUUUGUUAUGUGGAUUUAUUUUACCUUAUUGUGGCUGCCUUUCAUUCAUUGGUAUUCAAUUAGUUAUAUGUUAGAUGCUUAGAUUUAUACUUAGAUUUAAGAUUGUUUUGUCUGUUUGUUUUCUAUUGUGUUUGUUAUAUUUUCAGCCUAUUUGAUCAAAAGUUCAUCACAAAACACUCAAAAAUAAACAUUUUACUUUGAUUCAUACAUACCCCCAUAUUUGCAAGAAAAUAUACAAUGCUUCUGCUUUAAGUUGUAUUAUUAUUAAAUCUUUAUUGUUUUGUAGUAGGUGCUAACUUGUUAAUUUUUUAGUAAUUAGGUUUUUCAAAUUAUUACUGAUUUUGAAUGUAUGGUAAUCUUGCCACCCUUAAAUGGUUCUGAUUUUUCUCCAUCAUAUGCUAACUUUGUUUGUGCCAUGUGAAUGAAUUUUAAUGUUUGUUGUGCCAUGCGUUUUCUUUUAUUUUUUGUUGUGCCAUGACUGCUUACAUUUUUAUAAACACUGCAAUACUUUUGACUCAUUGAUUGUGGAUAAGCCUUCUUUUUGACUUAAAGGUUUUCAAUUAUUUUAGGAAUAAUGAUUAUGUUUGAAGUUCCUUGAAUGUUACAGAAUUGCCAGGAAUAUUUAUCCAAUGGAUAUUCAAGAAAACAUAUUUUGUAACUAAUUUUGACAAAUAAUUUCCAUGCAGCAAAAAUCAGAUUUUAAUAAUAAGUAUAGAAAGGUUAUCAAAAUAAUUAAUGUUUAAAGUUUGAAGAAACAAAACAAUUAUGUUCAAAAACUAUGCCAUAAAUACUUAUAAACAUAAAGGUGCUUCUUACUUUCAUGUGUGUAUGUUCCAUCAUUUACAUGUGUGUAUGUUCCAUCAUUUACAUAUGUAAAUAUCUUGUUGUAUUUCUCCAUAGAACCCAUGUUUAAACUUUUGAUAAAACAUCAUACAUGUAAAGACCUAGAUGUUCAGGUAUUACUUUUAAAAAAAAAUCACUCUAUUGUUUAAUUUCAAGUCAUCCUAUGAACAAUUGCUAUGGGUUUUAUGUUCAAGAAAAUAAUUUUAUGAAAAAGAAAUAAAUAUAUAAUUAAAGUUGUCUGGAAUUACCUAUAGUGACUUACAUCAACUUUAAUUUACCUUUGGUGGAUAGUUGUCUCAUAGGUAAUCAUUCCACAUCUCCACAUUGUUAUAUUCUGUUCCACAUCUCCACAUUGUUAUAUUCUGUUCCACAUAUCCACAUUGUAAUAUUCUGUUCCACAUCUCCACAUUGUUAUAUUCUGUUCCACAUCUCCACAUUGUUAUAUUCUGUUCCACAUCUCCACAUUGUUAUAUUCUGUGUUUAAGACUGUUUGUCUUCCUUUUUGCAUUUGUUACAUUAUGAAUUGAAAUCGCCUGGAUAUCCAUUUAUUGUUUUAAACGUUCAUUAAUUAUCUUAUUUUACAUUUUAGCAUUUAAGAAAUUACCAAAGACAGUUAUUGUUAUUUUUUGUUGUUCUAAGUAUUACUGUGAAUAUAAUGAUUUCAUCUCCUUCUGAAUAAUCAUUAUUAGGAGGUAACAGAUGGAAGCAAUUUUUAAUGCAUUGCAUAUUCAUCAUUGAUUCAUAAAAUAUUCCAAUAAGUAUGAUUUGAAAACUAACUAAGCUGUCAAACAUUUUUAAAGAAUUAAAGAGUCGGCUUAAGCACCAUUUGAAGUAUCUGCCUAAAUUAAUGAUAUACUUUUUUGGGGUCUGUGUUAGCCAUUGUCAUGAUUGUCAUGAUUGGUCAUCCAUUAUCUGUAAUCUUUUACAAAUAUAUUGUCUACUGUCCCUUUGGUAUCUUUCGUCCCUCUUCUAUGUAACAAACACAUACAUUUUUAACCUGUCAGAUUUCUAUAUUGAUGAAGGGGUUUUCCAGACAUAAGAUUAUUUCAUGCUUUUGUUCUAUAUUUAGACGUGGAAUGUCAGGCCAGAACACCAUACAUUCUUUUCUAACUAAAUAUCCAUCACAACUAUCAUUAGAAUAUCUAGUUCAAAACAUUUGUAUGUUGUUCCCAACAUACAUUCCAUUUGGCUGCCAUGUCUAAACAUGCAACAAAGGGGUAAAGUUAAUACAUUAAAGUCUUUAAAAUCCUUAUGGAUAUAGAAAAUUAAUUAAAUUUAUGAGUAAGUAACACAUGGAUAAAAGGGGAGAUAAGUGAAUUCUGUGUUACUGAACAAUGCCAUAGCUAAUUUGUGAAAGUAGAUGUAAAUUCUUUAUAAUUUUGCUAAAGCUUAUAUAGCCAAGGCUCCGUGUUGAAGGCCGUACUUUAACCUAUAAUGGUUUAAUUUUUAAAUUGUUAUUUGGAUGGAGAGUUGUCUCAUUGGCACUCACACCACAUCUUCCUAUAUCUACAUACAAAAUUAGGCAAUUAUUUUUAAAGAGUUCCUUUAAGCUUCUAAACCUGCAUAAUGACUCUAUAUAAGGUUGAAGAGACCUAGAUAUAGACAUAGACUGUUGACAAUUCUCUUUAAUUAAAACCAGAAAUAGACAGAAUAAAAUGAAAGGCGAAUGUGUGUUUCAAGCUUGAAAAAUGACAAUGUUUGUAAGAAAUAAGUUCUAGUUUAGUACUGGAUUUUUUUUCUCAAACUAAAUAUAUAUUUAUCUUGCUUAUUUGUUGGGGAAAUAGAUACAUGUACUGUGGAUUCAAUUAUUUUCAUGGGUACCAACUUUCUUGGUUUAAGGGAAACUUGCAUAUUCGUAGAUAUUUAAUUUUGUGGUGUUGGCAAAGUCUGCAUACAUUCCUAGCUGUUCAAGAAAAUAAUUUUAUGAAGAAGGAAUGAAUGUAUAAUUAAAUUCUCUGGAAUUGCAUAGAGUAGGCUAUAGUGGCUUACAUUAAAAUGAAUUUAACUUUGGUGGAUAGUUUUCUCAUAGGUAACCAUUCCACAUCUCCACAUUGUUAUAUUCACUUUAAAAAUCUCAGAUAUGUGUGGGUAAUUGUCAGGUGCAUUCAUUGUAAAGAAACUAUCAUUGGUUUUAUAGAAGGUUAUAUUCAUAACUGAAGUCUUUAAGUUUUAUGUCAGUCCAUUUUAGUGUUUCAUUAUUUUGGGCAGGUGAGAAAAAGUUCUGUUUUUUCCUUGAAUAUAAUUUUUGUUUGUUGUGCUUCAUUUUAGCAUUUUUUUGUUUGUAUUAUAUCAUAACAUUUAUAAUUACAACUCAUAUGAUUAAACUUGCAAUCAAAAUUUAAAUAAUCAUUUUGUGAAAUGUUGUUUUUGUUGUUAACAUAUUUGUAAAUUGAUUCUGUUUAGUUGGCAUUCUACCUUAGGAGCAGUUAGAGAUUUUUAAUUAAUACUUGUUUGAGUAUCAUGCAAUAUUCGAAAUCUUUUUAUUUUUAUGGUGUAUCCAGUACUUCCAGUAUAUAUUUAAAAAUACGAUAUCUUUUAUAUUAUGUAACAAUUUUUACCAAUUUGAGAUUAGUGAUACUGUGGAUAUGUUUAUUUUUAGGGUAGCAACUUUUGUGGAUUAAGGACAUGUUUAAAAUUUGUGUUACUGCCAAGUCAUUAUACAAGCAUUUAGAAAAUAUUCUUUUGUUGAACAUAUGGUCCAACUACAUCCAUUGAAAUUGCUACCUCACAAAUAAUAAUUCAUGUACAGCAUGACCAGUUACAGAUCUGUGUAUCCUUGUAAAUCGAAAAGAAUUAGUGCUAAGGAAAAGUAAGGAUAUUGUUAAUUUAUCUCAUUUGAUAAAACAAAAUUGUUUAAAAUAUUUUAUGUCAUUGGCUGUUUCAUCAUUUCAUUCCUCUUUACAAAACAUGCUCAUUUAGAUAUAAUUCAAUUCAAUAUUUUAUUGGAAAGAGCACAAUAGAGGCGUGAUCCAAAUACAGACAAUUAUAAUAUUAGAACAAACAGAUAAAUGAAAUAAAGAUGCAUGUAACAAGUCAUAAGCCAAUCUAUGUAUACUAAUACAUUAUGAACUGAUAUUGAUACUAUAAACUUAUACAUCAGUAUUAUUCUAGAUUUUCAUAAAUUUACUUUAGACAUACAAAUUCAAUGUAAGAUAUAUAUAUAUAUGUAUAUGCAGGAACUACUGUAAAAGGUUAUUAUCUAUACUAGAGAUAAAGGCAAUACAUUCCAUUAUAAUAGCAAAGUAAACAAGUAUAAAAUAGUUAGUGAACUGGUUAUUUAAAAAUAAUUUAGAUUUUUUUUAACUUGCUUUGUGGUAAAACAGUGUUCAUGUAUUGUUCAUUUGAUAUUUUCUUUCAUAAGGUUAAGUAUUCCACAAUCAAUCAUUAGAAUAUAAUUUUAAAGUGAAUUAUUCAGUCGUUCGUUCGUAGGAACAGCCAUACAAAUCAAGUCUGCAUGUGAUGCCAUUAAAAAUCAGUAGAAAAUCAGAUUAAGAUAUACAAUUUAUUGGUUUUAUUUUAAACUUAAGAAUAUUGAUGAUAAUUGCCAUAGGUGGAAAUUUCUUGUCUUUUGCAAGUCAACAUAUAUAAGCUUCCAUUAAAGUUGUAUUUUAACUUUUUUUCAUGUCUCUUGUUGCUAGUCAUAGUUUAUUGUUUUAAAUUUAAUGUUAUCGAAAUUAAAUACAUGAUAAAUGACCUUUGUCAUUAAGCCAUAAUAGAGAAGUUGUUAUGAGUCUACCUUUAAUUUUUGCAACUGUCUUGCCAUUGGUAAAUCAGAAUGCUUUUGAUUAUUAUUGCAAUAUUUAGACAUUAAAAUGUAUACAACAAUA